Messenger RNA from Cyphellophora attinorum, 2289 nucleotides. Its product is annotated as Histone-lysine N-methyltransferase set9. Gene Ontology annotation, molecular function: histone H4K20 methyltransferase activity; protein binding. NCBI's taxonomy places the organism in Eukaryota, Fungi, Ascomycota, Eurotiomycetes, Chaetothyriales, Cyphellophoraceae. Gene Ontology annotation, cellular component: nucleus. Bases 1 to 2289 code for a protein of 762 amino acids. The record is from RefSeq and is a predicted model, not a curated record. The transcript has 2 exons.
AUGCCGCGUAAACACAAGGGCAAAGACGGCCCGCCUAAGCAGCCGCUCACUCUGGCUGAAUUGGCUGGCCAUGACGACGUGUGCUCAGAUGUCAUGAUCGACAAUGCAUUUUACAGGUUCAAGAUUCGAAAGUACCGACCUAAGCACAUCCCAGUCCGCGGCAUCAAGGAGGAACAGAUCCCUCAAAUAUUGCUAGAGCAUGUUAUUGUCGGCAAGAAUCCCGAGGCAGCGGAGAAGGUCCUGCUCAAUCUGUCCGGACUCAAGCGGUACCAGUCCACCCUCAGGACGAAAUCACAAAGGGAGCACUUCAUAGCACACCUCCGCAAGUACAUCCUCAUGUACCAGACAGACUGCCCGUGGGAAGUCUCCAGCACCAACCGCUACACCAUCACCACAUAUGAAGCUGCUGUCACAGCAAGAAGGCGCAUCAGACAAGGCGAGGUCAUCAAAUAUUUGACUGGUACACUCGUACCAUUGACCACGGAGGAGUCAAUGGAUCUCGAUAUCACCAACAGAAACUUCAGCAUAGUCGUCAACAACCGAAAGAAGAGCGACCAGAUGUUUCUUGGCCCGGCUCGAUUUGCCAACCAUGACUGCAACUCGAAUGCCCGUCUGCAGAUGGAGGGCGUUGACAGCAUGAGAGUGGUCGCAACGAGGAAUAUCGAUAUUGGCGAGGAGAUCACAGUAUCGUAUGGCGAGAGCUACUUCGGUCCCGACAAUGUUGAAUGUCUAUGCGCCACAUGUGAAGCCAAUAGCCGCAAUGGCUGGACUUCCCGGGCUGCCUUUACUCAACCUGGCAGUGGUUCUUCAACGCCCAUUCCUGACAUUGCGAGAGCUGCAGAAAGCAACAAAAAGCGUAAGCGAGAAGACUCCUCAACUCUGCGAUCAUUGAAGAAGCUGAAAGCUGGACCAUCACCAUCAAAAUUACAAUAUUCAUGGACACCACCUAGCACGUCAAACUCCGAGAUCGCACAAGAAGACGCCGAUGGGGCAAGAGACGCAAUUACUGUAGUCUCUCGUGCAGGUACAGACGAGCUCUCAACCCCACAACGAGACAACAAGGGGCGCUACCUGCCUUCGCCCAAGAAUGUGAGGACCGAGCCCACCAGAAAUCGCGUCAGCAGAAGGAGCAGCAGCAUUCGGAGAAAGUCUUUCCCUCUGUCACCAUCCACAACGUCACCUUCAAGUCACGAGUCCGAGAAUGGCUUAAAUGCAGAACUUGGCGACACCAUCACGGUCAAAAUAGAACAGAUCGAAAAAGUCACAGUUGAGACAGACGAGCUGACAGACUUGAUGAAUACGAAAGCCGACAAUAUAGCAAUCCAGCCGGCCGAGGAGGACACCACGAACGCACUCGGCGCCGAUCAAGAGAUGAUCGACAUCUUCAAGGAUGCUCAUUCCGAGCUCCCGACCGCUCCCGCGAAGAGCGUGACAAGGCUCUCCAUGACCAAGGUCUCAACAGUCGCAUCUAUUGAGCCGACCCUCCAAGUCACGCCCGCAGUGGUCCCCUCGAUCGAAGCAGCCGCUCCUAUCAGCACGACGAAAACGACGGCCGCCCUCUCCGUGCAAACCAUCUCGCCCCUCAUACGCGUUCCAGGCGACUACGUUCUCACACGACGACUUCUCGCCCAACCACACGACAAAUGGGUCCGCUGCCAGAACGACCACUGCCACGGCUUCUUCUUGCAGUCUAAUGGUUACUUGACGCGUCGUGAAUGUCCACGCUGCGAGCGUCACUCUAUGCUCUACGGCUUUCCCUGGCCCAAGACCGAUCCAGAUAUCCGAAUACUGUUAGCGCGACAGCAGAAGAGCAAGAAGAAGACCGAUGAAGGAGGAAGCGGAACAUUCUCAGCAUAUCGCCGGCAAGGCAAGUCCGGCAAAGGGUCGUGGGUCGAAGGGGGCGGAGAUGACGAGGAGAGGGUCAUGGACCAUCGCACAAUCCAUCGGUUCGUGGGGCCGGAAGAGGAGAAAGAGAUGACCCGCAAGGGUCUGCUGAUUGCUGCGGAAGAAGCAAAGCGCAUGGGCGAGGAAGACUGGGUCGGGCUGAAGGGGUUGGACGGGCAGGGCAGGCGCAGUGGAACAGAAACCAGCGACCAUGGCGGAGGCCGUGGACAGAGUUUCCGUGAAAGCACAGAAGACGGGAGUGCGUCGCCGAUGGGUUACCACAACGGUGGGAUCGGAAUGCUGGGCGAGCUAAUGCGAGAAGAGGGUGUUGACGGCGAAGGCAGGCGGCGCAGUGGACGCAUCGUGGAGAGCCGGGUGUAUGUCAAUGUUGACAUGAAGCGCUAG